AUGAGUGAUCAAGAAGCUUCAUCUGGUAAUGAAACUAACAAUAUUCAGAAUGGUCUUGAAAAUGUUUAUGAAUCUUAUUUAGAUCAAAUAAAUCAACAAAAUGAUGGUAAAAUACAAGAAAUAAUCACAGAAAUACCAACAGAUGAAAAAAGCAGAUUAGAAAUCCAGGCUAAGACUUUUUAUUUUUGUCAACAAACUGGUAAUAUAUUAAAUAUUGAAGAUUAUGAAGAAUGGAAAUCAAAUCAAUUAAACGCAGAACCUGAAUAUUCUUCAAAUUAUCAAGAAUUAGUUGAGCUUAUAAUUGCUGGUAAAGAAGUCCCUGGUAUAAAACAAAUCCCUGAUACUGUCUUGGAAGGUCAAACAAGUCAACAUGUUGCUCAAGAAAGGAAAAAACCAUGGGAAUUAAAGAAAGAACAAGAAGAAAAGGAAAGAAAGGAAAAGGAAGAACAAGAUAAUGUUGCUGAUGAAGUGGAAGAAAAUAAUGGAACUGAAACUGAAAAAAUUGCUGAAAUAUAA
Hansenula ciferrii is the source of this 516-nucleotide messenger RNA. RefSeq lists its product as uncharacterized. The coding region runs from base 1 to 516 and encodes 171 amino acids. NCBI's taxonomy places the organism in Eukaryota, Fungi, Ascomycota, Saccharomycetes, Phaffomycetales, Wickerhamomycetaceae. The transcript is spliced from 2 exons. The record is from RefSeq and is a predicted model, not a curated record.